Messenger RNA from Kogia breviceps (pygmy sperm whale), 2110 nucleotides. Lineage: Eukaryota; Metazoa; Chordata; Mammalia; Artiodactyla; Physeteridae. The record is from RefSeq and is a predicted model, not a curated record.
UCCUUGUGAGGCCCACCGCCAAGGAGACAGGAGGCCCAGCUCAAAUCUGUGUACCCGGUGGAAAGAUGAGGUGGAUAUUUAAGGGUUAGGGUUUGGGGGCGGUGAAUCAAGGAAAAACGCAGUUGUUUACAAAGUUUAACGAAGUGGCGGGUUCUGGCGCUCAGGUGCAAGCAGGCGGCAUGUUUCUUCCUGGGUCAUAUGUGCUCCUUCAGGGGGUGUUGGUAUGAAAAACGCGGUGGAAAUCCGGGCUGUGGCAUCAGAAGGCCGCCCAUCCUGCGAGCAAGUCUGUUCUGCGCAGACUCGGGUCAGCCAUCUUGGUUUCAACUGGUUCCAGCUGGUUUUGUCCUGUUGUAAGUGGAGGGGUUUUGGACCAGAUGCUUCCUUGACUGCCUUCCUGGAACACGUGCUCAAGAAUUUCUGUUAGUCACCCGUUUCUUCAACCCUGUGGGGCACGGUUUAAGGACACCAGAUGUCAUGUAAGCAGUCAUACUGUCCGGAGACCACAAUGCCCUGAGGAGGUCCAGGCUGGCUGGGCAGCCACCGGCUGUGGGCAGGAACCAGUCGCAUGAACAUCUGCCCCAGAGAACCCUUCACCCAACCCCAGCCAACAUCUGACUGCAACUGUGUGAGAGACCCAAGUAAGAGCAGCCGGAUGGAGUCAGGUGAAUGCAUAGAACUGUGAGAAGUAAUGCCACAAACUGUGGUUUGAAGCCGUGUGAUUCUGUGGUGGUUUGUUACAUAGCCAAGCUCUUGAUACAGGACCUUCCCAGUGACCACUGCUUCCUGGAAAUGGGGUUCAUCUCUCCUCAUCUUUCUCCUGAGAAUCAGCUGUCACGCCCCUCUUCCCCCACCAGCCGGGAAUUCAGGCUAGUGAGGGAAAUGCUGCAGAGGCACUGAGUCCAUGGUCUGGGUCUUUCGCAGCUGGGAGAUGGUCACGGAAGUGCCGGGCUGUUCCGAGCAGCACCGCAGGCUGGCAGUGGAAGUGUCUUAUUAUUGCCUUGGCCUGCUCACCUCAUGGCACGAGAUUCCUUCCACAUGAAGAUCCCCAGCAACUCCCGGCGUAAAUGUACCUCCAGCUUAUAAUCUCAGAGAGAGAAAGAGCCUCACUCUGCCGUUAUUUGCAUUGAACUCCUCUCCAAAGAUCUCCGAUCGGCCUUAUUGGGGUUAUGUGACUUUCCCUGAGCCUGUCCGCCGUCUCCAGGAGCUCCACCCGCUAUGAGGAGGAUGUGCGGCCUCCUGCCUGACAGCUCUACACUGGAGAUGAGGAAACAGUGCUCCAGAGAAAUCGAUGACCGCUCCGCAUGAAGCAGCAGCAAGUAUUUUACGGAGUUUUUGGAUCCGUUCCAGAGAGUCAUCCAGCCGGAGGAGAUCUGGCUCUAUAAAAAUCCUUUGGUGCAGUCAGACAACAUACCUACCCGCCUCAUGUUUGCAAUUUCUUUCCUCACACCUCUGGCGGUUAUUUGUGUGGUGAAAAUUAUCCGGCGAACAGACAAGACUGAAAUUAAGGAAGCCUUCCUAGCCGUGUCCUUGGCUCUUGCUUUGAAUGGAGUCUGCACAAACACUAUUAAAUUAAUAGUGGGAAGACCUCGCCCCGAUUUCUUUUACCGCUGCUUUCCAGAUGGAGUGAUGAACUCGGAAAUGCACUGCACAGGUGACCCCGAUCUGGUGUCCGAGGGCCGCAAAAGCUUCCCCAGCAUCCAUUCCUCCUUCGCCUUUUCAGGACUCGGCUUCACGACGUUUUACUUGGCCGGCAAGCUGCACUGCUUCACCGAGAGCGGGCGGGGGAAGAGCUGGCGGCUCUGUGCUGCCAUCCUGCCCCUGUACUGCGCCAUGAUGAUCGCCCUGUCCCGCAUGUGUGACUACAAGCAUCACUGGCAAGAUUCUUUUGUUGGUGGAGUCAUUGGCCUCAUUUUUGCCUACAUUUGCUACAGACAGCACUACCCGCCUCUGGCCAACACAGCUUGUCACAAACCCUACGUCAGCCUACGAGUCCCGCCGUCGCUGAAGAAAGAUGAGAGGCCCGCGGCCGACAGCGCGCCCAGCGUGCCCCCUGAGGGGAUCACCGAGGGCCCCGUCUGACGGGGACCUCGGAGGAUGGACGCUGAGCCCG